CUCAAGACUCAAGACUCUCCUCAAGACUCUGAAACACAAGCUUAGACCAAUCAAAUUAUAUUCAAUAUGAAACCAGUCCUCUGUACUUGACACGUGAUGCUCAUUUGAAUUUGGUUGGUACUUUUUUUGGCAUCAAAACUCAAUUUUCUUUCAAAGCAUUAAAGCCCCUUUUCUCUUAUUGUCGCCGAUACUAUCUUGGGUCUGAAGAUUCCGUACCAUGGUAUUUUGGUGUUCCUAUUUACUUUACCAUUUGGAUUUUGGAUGGUUGUGAAUUUUGAAGCCGGCGUUAAGUCAAGCUGUAAGAUAUGGAGGACCAGGAGUCUUUGCUGGGGCACAGGUCGAAUGAAAGGUCGGGCGCAAGUAGUAUUGCUAACGCAUACCAAUAUGCUUAUCGACGAACAGGUUGUUGGAGACCAACUUUGAUUGUACCUUGCUUAUUUUUAGCUACACUUUUUCUGACUCCAUUAUACAUGAUGAAUAAUAAAGUACAACCAAAGACUAGGCAUAUGGAGUUUAGAAAUGUAGUAGGAUAUUUUCUACAAGAUGAUCAGAAUACAAAGUCGGAAACUUUCAAUUACACGGAGUCGAACUUUGGGUUAAAAGAUCGUGUGUAUGAUACGGAUGCAGAAUUUGACCCGGAGAGAAAUAAGACGCAAUGGGAAAGAUUUGAGAAUCAUGUUGUGAAACUCAACAACCAGACCCCUAAGAAUGUUCAGUAUAAAGUUCUUUACUUGGGGCGUCAUGGGGAAGGUUACCAUAAUAUAAAAGAGACUGAGGUUGGAAAAGAAGCAUGGGAUUGCUACUAUUCUCACUUGAAUGGUGAUGAAAAUUCAACCUGGGCCGAUGCUCACCUGGCUCCCACUGGUGUUGCCCAAGCUCUGGUGGCGAACGAGUUUUGGGAGAAACUAAUCACUACACAAAAAGCAUCUCCACCACAGUCCUAUUACGUCUCACCCCUGACACGUUGUCUCCAAACAUGUUCUCUCACAUUCAGCAAUCUACCACUUCCACUCACCUCCCCUCCAUUCACCCCCAUUAUCAAAGAACUUCUCCGUGAAGGUAUCUCCUCUCAUACUUGCGAUCGACGCCGCUCAAAAACUUAUAUCCACGCUUUCGCCCCUACUUGGAAAUUUGAAUCUAAAUUCCCAGAAGAAGAUCCUUAUUGGCGUGCCAAUUACUCGGAAACUCACGAGGCAGAGAAUAGAAGAUUCAAAGCUCUCCUGGAUGAUAUAUUCAUGAAUGAUAAUAGCACAUUCAUCUCACUUAGUUCCCAUUCCGGAGCUAUCAACACCAUCUUACGAGUUAUCGGCCAUAGAACAUUCUCCUUGAAGACAGGAGCUGUAAUUCCAGUCUUGAUCAAAGCACAGAAUGUAUUGAGAGAAGACCCAGCCCCAAUAUACAAAGGUCCAGAAUUUGCCAAAGACCCGAAAGUAUGUUCAGCGCCUCCACGUCCAUCUGAUAUCCCAAAGCCAGUAAAUGAUAUCGGCCUACAAAAACCCGAGGACGCUGUUCCUCCCCCACCACAGCCUCCAGCUCCGGAGCCAGCUACUCCCGCUGAGCCAAACCCUCCCACGGAUCCAUUACCACCCACAAAUCUGAACCCACCCACCGAACCGCUCCCUCCCGCUGAACCAAACCCUCCCACGGAUCCAUUACCACCCACAAAUCUAAACCCACCCACCGAACCACUCCCUCCCGCAGAACCAAACCCUCCCACGGAUCCAUUACCACCCGCAAAUCUGAACCCACCCACCGAACCGCUCCCUCCUGCUGAGCCAAAUCCCCCCACUAACCUAACGCCACCCGUGGAUCCCGCAAACCCAGCAACAGUGGAAAUGAAUCCUCCUCCCGCCGAAGAAAUACCUUCUCAAAAUGUCGAGGUAAAUCGUCCCGUCGAAGCAGCUCCACCCACAGAUAUACCAGUGAAUCCACCCACCAACUCAAUUCCACCCCCAUCAAACGACCCUCCAACCAAUCCCCCCAUUGAAGCAAACCCUCCCAUCAACGCAGCUUCCCCACCUAACGAAUCUCUCGAGGUCGCUAAACCCGAUCCCUUACUACCCGUUGACCCAGCACCGCCUGUUCCAGGAGAACCUGGCAUUGGUGAUGGGGUAUCUUUGUAAUUCUAGUUUAUUAUUAUUUUGUUGAAUGAAUACUUUGUUUUUCAAACUAAUCGAAAUCUCUAUUUUUUGUCAUGAUAUCGUGUGAUGAUAUUGUAACAGUACUGUGAUUUUACAGGAAAAGGGAUAUUAGUUCUUUGCGUUUUGUGAUGGAUUGAGUAGGAAUGUAUAUACAGAUGCGUGAAGUAUCUCGUCAUAUCAUUCUUCAAUACAGCUAUAUCGGAAUUUAGCAAGGGCAUAUUAGGACUCAAGGAUUAAGCUA
Molecule: messenger RNA, 2382 nt
Organism: Botrytis porri
Lineage: Eukaryota; Fungi; Ascomycota; Leotiomycetes; Helotiales; Sclerotiniaceae
Exons: 5
Coding region: 306-2123 (605 amino acids)
Cellular component (GO): cytoplasm
Molecular function (GO): phosphatase activity
Source: RefSeq, a predicted model, not a curated record